Messenger RNA from Myripristis murdjan (pinecone soldierfish), 999 nucleotides. RefSeq names its product homeobox A1a (gene hoxa1a). Gene Ontology annotation, cellular component: nucleus. Bases 7 to 999 code for a protein of 330 amino acids. Gene Ontology annotation, biological process: regulation of transcription by RNA polymerase II. Gene Ontology annotation, molecular function: DNA-binding transcription factor activity, RNA polymerase II-specific; RNA polymerase II cis-regulatory region sequence-specific DNA binding. The transcript has 2 exons. NCBI's taxonomy places the organism in Eukaryota, Metazoa, Chordata, Actinopteri, Holocentriformes, Holocentridae. The record is from RefSeq and is a predicted model, not a curated record.
GCUACAAUGAGCAGCUUCCUAGACUACUCGGUGAUGAGCGGUGACGGUGGCUCAUGCUCUGUCAGGGCUUUCCACUCGGACCACGGGAUUACAACUUUCCAGUCCUGCGCGGUUACCGUCAACAACUGCGGGUCGGAUGACCGUUUCAUGCCCAACAGGGCUUCCCCAGACGGCAUUCAUCACCAGCCGGGGUCCUACCAAUCUACAGCGGGCUCUUUGGGUCUCACCUACGGGGCCCAUCCGGCCUGCAGCUCCAGCUACGCACCCCAGAGUUUCUGUGCUACAUAUAACCAUUACGCGCUCAACCAGGAAGUAGACUCGGCCGCGGGUUUCCCCCAGUGCGGCCCACUAAUGUACUCGGGAAACAUUUCCUCCUCCAUGGUCUCUCAGCAUCGCCAAGGCUAUGGUGCCGCCCCUCUGGGUCAGCUCCAGUAUGCCCACAGCACCUAUGGCAGCGGGCACGAGCAGCCAAACCUGCCCCCUUUCCCUGGAUGCUCGAACCCGCUGUCGCCUCUGCACGCUGCUCACCUGGAAGCUUGCUGUUCACCUCUGUCUGAGAGCGCCUCCUCUGCACAGACCUUCGACUGGAUGAAAGUCAAGAGGAACCCCCCCAAAACAGGAAGGUCGGGGGAGUACGGCUAUGGGGGUCAGCCCAACACUGUCCGGACAAAUUUCACCACCAAGCAGUUGACCGAGCUGGAGAAAGAGUUCCACUUCAACAAGUACCUGACCCGGGCGCGGCGUGUAGAGAUCGCGGCUGCUCUGCAGCUGAACGAGACUCAGGUGAAAAUAUGGUUCCAGAACCGGAGAAUGAAGCAGAAGAAACGGGAGAAGGAGGGGCUGCUGCCGACCAAAGCUCCACCCUCCGACCCGGGUGAGAGUAUUCAGGAGAAAAUGGACGAUGCAGCGUCAGAUAAGUCUCUCUCGGCCCCGUCCACCCCAUCUCCUCCAUCCUCCACGGUGUCUUCCACGGGAGCUGAUCCAUACUCCUCCAACUAA